CAUGCCCGCUAAGAACUUAGCGAUUGUGUGGGCUCCCAACCUCUUCAGAUCCCAGCAGAACGAGUCUGCCUGCGCCAGCGGACGAGCUGUUUGCAUGGAACUGCAGAGGCAGUCGGAUGUGGUAGAGUUCAUCGUCAACCACACAGACGUCCUCUUCUGCUCCAGAUCCACAUCGGGCAUCGGAGAUGGAGCAGGGCACAGUUCUCCAUCAGGGCCCAAGUCUGUGGAGGUGUCUUCUCCCGCCACCAGGCUACUCACCGUGGAGGAGGCACAGGCACAGAGGCGAGGCCACAGCAACUCUCCCACACUGACGCACAGCAGGGACAUCGAAGUGGAAGAAGGCCCCGCAGCUGCAGGGGGUAAAUUCCACACAGUCAUCGACUUUCCGUCUGAAAGACCAAGCAAGAUGAAGGAAUCAGCAGCUGCCAGUUGGUGUUCCUGCUUCAGGCAGAGAAAACCAUCCUCUGCGGCCAAGCGCCAACUGCAGCACAAUGCCAGGGAGCCCUCAGAAACAGAGAUCGUGGUCCUGGCAGGUGAAUUGAGCCUUUGUCCACCCAGAAGAGCCGCAGCAAAUAGCGGUGAUGAUCUGUGUGCUUCCAUCAGCGGUGAGCUUCUAGGAAGCACGAACUGCUGCAGUUCCAGUGACAGCCUUCCAUGCGAUAUCAGUGAUGGACAGAAGGAGCUCAUUCAAGUUGUAGCCCUCAUUUCUCCCGGCUGUGUAGAAGACGCUGACCUGAGCCUGCCCGACACAGCAGUUACCGACCUGGACUGUGACGGGGCGUCACCGCAGUGCAGCCCCACCCAAGCACAGCCCGUGUGCCCCGACAGCAGUACCUCCAUGCAGGAUCACAUCAGCGUCAGCAAGGAGGAGCCAAGCCUUGUGGAGGGGGACGUAGAAUCGGAGCUCCAGUCCCAGGCACCAGGCAGCAGCACGAGCUCUGAGCCCCUCUCUCCUGAACAAGAGAGGAUGAGUGCCGUGUGUCCACCGGACCUCUCACGCCCUCCUGGCUUUUACUGAAUAAAAGCACGCUGGUGCUGGAUCAAC
This is a messenger RNA of Gallus gallus (chicken), 1045 nucleotides long. RefSeq names its product rho GTPase-activating protein 32-like. The record is from RefSeq and is a predicted model, not a curated record. Lineage: Eukaryota; Metazoa; Chordata; Aves; Galliformes; Phasianidae. Gene Ontology annotation, biological process: small GTPase-mediated signal transduction. Gene Ontology annotation, cellular component: Golgi apparatus; fibrillar center; cell cortex. Gene Ontology annotation, molecular function: GTPase activator activity. The coding region runs from base 2 to 1018 and encodes 338 amino acids. The transcript has 5 exons.